AUGUUUCUGGCUGGUUUGGCUAAGAAUGUCCUAGGAGUUCCUAAGAGAUGCGUCAUGAUCUUUAGUUCUGUUCUCAUGUGCCAUAAGGAAUCAUCUCUGUACGGUCUGGAGUCUGGCAGUGGGUCUUUUCUAGACAACAGAUCAUCGCCGUCGCAUGUAGGACAGAUCCGACAGCUCGCUCGUCCCAUCGAGCGCUUCUCGGGCUUUCCGCAGAAAGCGGCGCUGAGACCCGGUUCUACGCUGAACCACGCUCUGUCGAAACGAUCAGACGCGCGCGGACGCCCGCGCGGGGGUGGCAGAACACCUGAGCCAGCUUCAGGGGAUUGCUGGCUCUUCACGCGGCACGGAAACACGGAUUACCUGCGCAGCGGCUGGUCGCGCGGACACAUGGCCCCCGCCGGAGACAACAAGAGCUCUGAGCCUGUGUUUUUGGUGUUUGUGUUUGUGGGUGCUGCUUGUGAUGAUGUGUUUUUAAGGCUGGAGAUGUACUGCAGAGAUCUGACGCAGAGCUUCAGUCACGUCUGGAUCGUCUCUGGACCGCUGCUGCUGCCGCGGACGCUCGAGAACGGCAGCAGAACCGUCUGCUAUCAGCUGAUCGGGAAGGACGACGUUGCAGUUCCCACUCAUCUCUACAAAGUCAUCCUGGCUCAGAACGACUCGUCUCCGGACUCUCUGGCUCUCGGAGCGUUUGUUGUCCCGAACGCUCCGAUCGGCUUCGAGCGUCCGCUGACAGAGUUUCAGGUGAGUCUGUCUGAUCUGGAGCGCAUGUCCGGCCUGACGUUUCUUUCUUCCCCGUUUGUGGCUGUGGAGCGACGCGAGCGGCUGAAGAACCUGUGUGACGUGGACUCCUGCCAGCUCAUUGACCUCGAGCGCUUCACGCUGUACAUCAGCGGCCGGAAGGUGGCCAGCGCCAGGACCCUCGCGCGGCUGGAGAAGAUCAUGACGGAGCUGAAGGAUGCAGGCGUCACACCUGACCACUACCUGAGCAACCUCUACCUGGAGAAGAAACGAGAGCUCGAAGAGAAAGAGGAGCGCGAGAAGAAACCAGAGCCAUGAGAGUGCUGAAUUUGAUAGUUUUCCUUCAUUGCAUCGCAGUAUUUUGUUUAUUUUUUAAUUGUUGUUUUAGCAUUCGUUAAACAUUCAUCAGUGGGACCAGACACACACUCAGAGAGUCUGAAAGUUACUUGAAACAUUGGGUUGAUCACUAAUAAAGUCUUGUGUUUCUUAUUUGCUGCUGUUGUUUUGCUUAUCGUGCUAGAUUCAUCUUGGAAAUUAAGAAAAUCGUAAGUACUGGGAAUUUUGUGUUGUUUGAUCAUUUUGAGAUUUUUGAACAAUAACCACUGCCAAUAAUCGUCUGAAUUCUAAAUAAAUAUUGAUAUAAUUUCAGUUA
Cyprinus carpio (common carp) is the source of this 1390-nucleotide messenger RNA. RefSeq names its product nuclease EXOG, mitochondrial-like. Gene Ontology annotation, cellular component: mitochondrial inner membrane; nucleus. The transcript is spliced from 6 exons. Lineage: Eukaryota; Metazoa; Chordata; Actinopteri; Cypriniformes; Cyprinidae. Gene Ontology annotation, biological process: apoptotic DNA fragmentation. The coding region runs from base 1 to 1056 and encodes 351 amino acids. Gene Ontology annotation, molecular function: RNA endonuclease activity; nucleic acid binding; metal ion binding. The record is from RefSeq and is a predicted model, not a curated record.